AUGGAAACGAAAGGAUCUUCACAACUCUACCGGUUUCCGUUGAACACAGGAUCAGGCUCAACACCUGACGCGAACCAGAAGCAGCGUCAGGGGAAGAAGCUGACAGAAGGAACCUACGUCUCGUUGGAGAGGCUGAUUGGCGCACCGAGAACACGUGGCGAUGGGGUCGCUGCGCAGCAAGCAGAGUCGCCCAAUAGCGACCGUCAUCGUUGGGAUAUGAUGACGUUGAGUACGGCGGGGGGGAUGACGAAAAAGGCACCAAAGGGCAUCCAGCAGAAGGAAACAUUGGAGGCGAUCGCGAUGGACGUGGAACCGCAGGCAUACGAGUCUCAGCUACCACCCUCGCAAACAGGGUACCAAGCGCAAGAACCAGUUCCACCGCAGCAAUAUUCCCAGAUCUCGAACCAGGAGGGCCAAGAACUAAAGCCUUACAAUCGAAUCGAUACUGCUGGGUCGAACUUCUACCAUCAACCAAGCCCGCAGAGUCAGCCUGUGUCUCCGAUAUCGAACCGGCCUAGUGUGAGCUCCGUCUCUGGCUACCAGCCUAUCUCUGGGCGCACCGACUCAGUGAGCUCGAUAGCUUUGGCCAACCUCUACGCACAACGCGCAGAAAAUGAGACAUCUUCACCAAAACCGCCCGAGCCGAGACUACCCGCGUCACCUCCACCCAGAGAUGACAAGUCCAAGUUUAGUGUUCUGGCUGCCGGUGCACCUUCUGAUUGGGAACACCUAGGUGGCAGUGAGGAAAUUGACGAUGAAGAACUCUUCGGUGCAAAGAAAGAAGAUAAGAAAAGCGACAUUACUCAAGCGGAAAGCAUUGAGCUGCCCGCCCACGUCCCGUCUCCCGCAUCGACGCAUGGGUUCCCCAGUCCUGCUGUGCGUCCUGCACACGUGAGUUCGAGCGAAUGGGAUGAAGGCUUUACACCUACACCGCCGUCUGUGGCAACAGGACUUGCUGGGCGUCAAGAUUCGCAGUCAUCAGAUCAAGGGUCCAUCGUCGGAUAUGCAAUUGUCGCGCCCUUACGGACUACUCCCAAACCCAUACAGUCUACGAAACCCCCUCAUCAGCCUGCUGCGUUGAUGACUGGGUCUGGCUCCGCAGAGGGCGGAUGGGACACGUCGCAACACACACCUACCCAACCGAAGCAUCAUUUUGGGUCACAAAUCAGUAAUGAAUCCACCGGCAUGGUGUCCUCCAGCUACGACUAUGUUAUAGAACUGAAAGAGAAGGACGACCUUAUCAACCAAUUACGCGCAGACAUGGAAAGGGAGAAGAAAGAGAAGGAUGACGUUCUCCAAAAGUUACACACAGAUACAGAACGGGAAAAAGCCGUACUACAAGCGAAGAUUGACGAACUUGAAGCUGACAGCCAGAAAGUUGUGUCUGAGUACGAAGCUAAGAAAGCUCACAGCACGAGCGAGAUGGACGUGUUACGUGCACAGAUUGAGACUAUGAGAAUCACCACAGACCAAGCUAGUGUCAAUUAUGACGCUAUGGUGAAGGAGAAGAACACGACGAUUGACAUUCUGAAAGAAGAUGUGGAAGGGAAGGAGCACAAUAUUGAGGAGCGUGAUAGUUCUGUCGCUGAACUAAAGCGCCAACUUGAAGCCGAAAAGGCGAAAGAGCCGCCGAAACCCACAGCUGCUGAUCUGAUACCAGACCUUGAUCCGUGGUAUAUCGGCUCAUUAGAGCGAUACAUAGCCAUGCUUCGAAGUGAGGCCGCGGAACCGCAAGUCGAAGAGAAGGUCAAGAUUUUCAAGGCGUUCAUGAAAGUCGAGUCUGCCAUGCGGGCCAUCGUCUCCACUGAUAUCUCAACACAAACAGUUCCAGUGGAGCCAGAGGUACCACACCAACCAGAGCAAGCUGCUCGCUCUCGUGCAACAUCGAACAUCUCCACCAAGAGACAGGAUCUGAACAUCCAGGUACCACAGGAGUCUGAAUUCGACGACUAUGAAUAUAGUCCUGGUGGCAGACCUAUCUUGGCGCGCCAAACUACGAUUCCGCCCACUGAAAACUACCAGGGUGUCCCAAGAGCGCCUCCUUCGGUGCAAUCAACAACAAUUCUGACUCCGACCAGCUCCAUUGAUGAUGAUACCAACAAAACGCCAGUGCAAUCUCUACCUGAAGAGCAGAUACAGCAGCAAUAUAAGGCAUACGUCCCACCUGCUAGCAUAUCAAUUGACCCUGGUCCAUUGAGACACAGACCAACAAUGUCCUUCUCCAACACUGCAGGAGUAACUUCACCGUCGGGUCGUAGCAACAGCAAGGGGCACGAUGAGAUAUUCUUCGGGGCUCAUCAACCGACUGGUCAGACGCCUGCCUCCCGGCCUUCCAGUAGCGAUGCAGAUGUCCCUUUGCCAGCGCCAUUGAAUCUGACGCCGCGCCGCCCGAUGUCAACUGCACCAACGAAAGAAGAUCUGAAUAGCGUGCUGAAGGGACUGGUAUCCAGAAAGGUGCACUCUGGCCUUCCAAAUCACCGGAUUCAGGAUAUAAGGGCAAGGCUCGUUGACACAGGAUCCAAAUCCAACGCCGCCGAAGAAAUUACGAAGACAUGGGAGAAGGCUGCAUCUCUGAGUCGCCGCAAGAAGGACGACGCCCGUCGCAAGCGUCAAGAAGAGAACGAGGAGCACAACGAUGAUCUCUUCAACAACAAUGAGAUAUCGUACGCGGAAAUGAACCAGCUCGAGGAAGAGUUCAAGCAGAAGGAGGGAGAGCUCAAAGCGGAAGAGGACAAAGAGGAGUAUCGUGACUAUGUGGAAACAGUAUUCGACCCCAUCUUCACCGGGCUACACAGCGAGAUCAAAGCACUAAUGGACUUGCACGUCGAAGCUAAGCGCCUACUAUCGUCUUCGGUCACUGAACUCAAGAACAUGGAAGGGAUCGAGACUCCAAGCACAAAGGACUGUUUCGAGCUCCUGAAAGACAUCCACGAGCAAGUGGAAAAGAGACACGACGAUGUCGUCCAACUUGUUGCAGAGCGCGAUAGACGCUACAAGAAGACAGAGACGCAACCUCUGUACGCCGCUGGCAACAUUAGCCAGAUGAAAGCCGUGGAGAAGCACUACGAGAACGCCGAGAAGCAAGCCACAUUCGAAGCCAAGCGCGAGAAGGCUGAACGUAUAGGCGAGCUUGUCCGCUCUGUCGAGGACAUGAUUGUCAAUGCAGCCAGCACUGAGCGAAAAGAAAUCGACCAUAUCGUUGCAGCGAUCAAGGAUCUUGAGGAUGGCACCGGUGAUCCGACGGUGCUCGAGGAUGCACGAACCGCUCUUAAUGCUCUAAAGGAAUCAUCAAAAGCGCUUCUCUCCCUCUUCAAUGCGCUGGAGAUUGAAUCCAACAACGCUGAUAUCGACGCGGAGAUUGCGCAAGUGACAGCCGAUGGUGCACACCCCGGGCGUUUGAGCGAAUUGGAGGCUGAAAAGAGGGAAGCAGAGAAAGAUUUAGUCGAGGAGUUCCAGAGAAGGGUCAGCGUGCUGGAUAGCGAUGAGGCUGAAAUCGGAGAGUUGGUGCAGAGGAAGAUUGGAAAGAGUAGCGAAGGCGCAGAAAAAGAAAAUCGAUUACGAAUGGCGUUGGAGGAAGCGAAGAGGCGGAACGGUCAUGCUUGA
Messenger RNA from Alternaria ventricosa, 3603 nucleotides. RefSeq lists its product as uncharacterized. The coding region runs from base 1 to 3603 and encodes 1200 amino acids. The record is from RefSeq and is a predicted model, not a curated record. Lineage: Eukaryota; Fungi; Ascomycota; Dothideomycetes; Pleosporales; Pleosporaceae. The transcript has 3 exons.